AUGUGGCCUUUUCUCCACCUAGUGGACAAUAUCUUAUUUUUUCAGCAUCAUCCCUCCCUUCCCCAACGUCAAGUGGUGCCUCGCACUCUUAGACAUCAACUCAUCCGCGACACUCAUGAAGAACUAGCACAAUGUGGACAGGCGAAAACCCUCGCUGCAAUCCGUCAACGAUAUUGGUGGCCCGCUCAGCGAGCGGACGUAGUCUUCUUCCGUCAGAGGUGCCAGACCUAUGCUCAAAUCAAAGAUCCCGUCAGUCGUCCACGAGCACCACUAGAACCAAUGUCAUCAGGCUUCCCUAACCACUGCAUCGGUUUAGACAUAAUUGGACCUCUAUUCGAGACAACAAAGAAAAACUGCUUCAUCCUGGUCGUCGUUGAUUAUUUCACGAAAUGGUGCAAAGCCAUCCUACUUCCUGAUCGAGAAAGCCCUACCAUAGCAGCAACACUAAUCGACAACUGGAUCGCCCGGUAUGGAGCACCCUACGUCAUCCACACAGAUCAAGGAGCCGGUUUCGAAAGUCGCCUGUUUCGGGCUCUUUGUCACUUGCUAGGUAUAGCAAAAACACGUUCCUCCCCAUUCCACCCCGCCGUAAAUGGACAAACGGAACGCAAAAAUAAGACAUUAAUAUCGUUCCUUCGCAGCAUGGUCCUGGAACGACUUUCUUCCCCGAUGUCUCUUGGCCUACGGUGCCACGAUCCACUCUUCUACUUCGUCUACUCCCCACAUUAUGCUUUUCGGGCGCGAUCUUCGAUUACCUUCUGA
Molecule: messenger RNA, 762 nt
Organism: Dibothriocephalus latus
Lineage: Eukaryota; Metazoa; Platyhelminthes; Cestoda; Diphyllobothriidea; Diphyllobothriidae
Source: the annotation of a GenBank genome assembly